AUGAUGCAGAGGCUAGAAUUGGCCACUGCCAGCUCGAGCCUUGGGAAGCCCCAAGGCGGGCACCGCAUCGAGACAAUAUUGCAGGCCGCCGCAGAAAAUGGCAUCAAGGGCAUCGAAAUCUGCUAUGAAGCGUUACUUCAUCACGCCGCGAGAAACGGAGUACCUCAGGAGGUGGUCAGCGAGCUCUCCAUAAUUCAAGCUGCCGAGGAUAUCAAAAAGCAAUGUGAUGCUCUCGGCCUCGUUGCCAUUGUUUUGCAACCAUUCGACUCCUACGAAGGGCUUCUCGACAAUGAGGCACACAGUCGCGCUAUUCGUAGAUGGUCGCAUUGGCUCGUCCUCGCCCACACACUUGGCUGCGACAUGAUCCAGAUGCCUUCCAACUUCAUGCUCUCGGGCACGACUGGAGACUUCGACAGAGUCGUUGCCGACUUGGUCCAAGUCGCCGACCUAGCCCUCCGCGUAUCUCCACCUGUCCGCAUAGCAUACGAGAGCGUUGCAUGGGGCACUCAUUUCGAUCUAUGGGAGCAGAGCUGGGACCUCGUCAAAGCGGUCGACAGGCCUAACUUUGGGCUCUGCUUGGACACUUUCCACAUUGCUGGCCGGGUCUGGGGUGAUCCUUCGGCCGCCGAGGGGAAAAAUUCAAAUGCGGAUGCAGAGCUCGCUGCUUCUCUGUUGCGCCUUGUACGCAACGUUGACCAGACCAAGGUGUUCUAUGUUCAGCUAUCUGAUGCGGAGAAGCUGUCGAAGCCGCUGGUGGCAGGUCAUCCUCUCUAUGUGGAAGGCCAGCCAUGUCGAAUGACGUGGUCACGAGCUGCGAGGCUUUUCCCAUGUGAAGAGCAUUUUGGAGGAUACCUGCCAGUCCUGGAUGUCGUGCAUGCGAUUGUUAAUGAACUGGGCUAUCGUGGAUGGAUUAGCAUGGAGACUUUCUCGCGACACCUCUGGGAAUCAAAUCCAAAUAUCCCAAGCAAUUAUGCUAGACGCACUGCAUUGUCAUACCAAUUAGUGUACGAGAAGCUGGGCUGGGAAAAGUUGCUAGAUGGAACUGGGGCUUGA
Messenger RNA from Exophiala aquamarina CBS 119918, 1053 nucleotides. RefSeq lists its product as uncharacterized. The coding region runs from base 1 to 1053 and encodes 350 amino acids. The transcript has a single exon. Lineage: Eukaryota; Fungi; Ascomycota; Eurotiomycetes; Chaetothyriales; Herpotrichiellaceae. The record is from RefSeq and is a predicted model, not a curated record.